ACUUUAGUGCGUAGGCGAACUAGAGCCAUAACUACGUAUUUGGAUGGUACCAUGCCACCCCCAGGUCCCCAUAACUAUGAUAUGCCGGAAAGUCUGGACUUUAAGGCUGACAACAAGCUGAAGUCUAUACUGAGUACAGUAGAGAAGUUGAAAGAGUUUAAGAAAUGCACGAAGGAUUAUUUGUCCAGUAGUCAGAAGUUGGGCUCUUCAAUACAAGCGCAUGCUCAAUUGGCGAAGUCGUGGGCCGAGAGCCUUCAGAGGAUCUCAAUGUUACAUUCUGAAGAUUUGGGUAUUGCGCUGGGAAAGAUGAGCGGUCAACAGUUGCUGUUGAUGGAGAAGCUGGAGGAAACCAGCAAAGUUAUUUUUGAGGAGAUAGUAGAACAAAUAGAGACGUCUUUGGAUUCCAUAUCACGCGAGACAGACUCUUUUUUGAACGAGCUGAAAGAGAACCGGAAUCAACUGAACAGCGAGCUCAAGAAAAUGAGCAGUGGUUUGAAAAAGGCCGCCAGAAAGGGUGAUCAGGAGUUGAAAUUGGCAAUGAAAGAUUAUAACAGCAAACGCGAAGAGACAGAUCGCUUCAAAUCUGAGUAUCUGAAAAAAAUUUUCUUGAUGGAAAGAAAAAAGUUUGGAGAAGUGAUGAAAGGCGUCGUGUUGCUUAUGGAUAAGCAAGCAGAUUAUUCAAGACUCUGCCUGUCUUUCGAGAACGAAUCAAAACAAUUCAAACAGUUGUUGAAUACGUUAGAUGAGCUACCAGAUAGUCAGGUCGAGGCUAUAAGGAUCAGAACUGAGAAUAGUUUGACGCAACUUUUAUCUAACUCUGAUUCAGAAGAAACCUUAUUUUCACAACCGCCGUCUGGUGUACCACAGCCACCGUCUGGUGUACCACAACCGCCGUCUGGUGUACCACAACCGCCGUCUGGUGUACCACAGCCACCGUCUGGUGUACCACAGCCACCGUCUGGUGUACCACAGCCACCGUCUGGUGUACCACAACCGCCGUCUGGUGUACCACAGCCACCGUCUGGUGUACCACAGCCACCGUCUGGUGUACCACAGCCACCGUCUGGUGUACCACAGCCACCGUCUGGUGUACCACAGCCACCGUCUGGUGUACCACAGCCACCGUCUGGUGUACCACAGCCACCGUCUGGUGUACCACAACCGCCGUCCGGUGUACCACAACCGCCGUCUGGCGUACCGAAGGCUCCAAGCGGCGUACCACAACCACCGUCUGGCGUACCGAAGGCUCCAAGCGGCGUACCACAACCACCGUCUGGCGUACCGAAGGUUCCAAGUGGUGUACCGAAGGGGCCAGGUGGUGUGCCGCCCCCCCUUUCCGGCGCUCCCAAAGCACCACCCUCUUCUGCACCGUCGAUGUCCUCCUCUGUGCCUCCCAUGCCUUCCGGUGUUCCCAAGGCGCCUCCCCCUCCGCGAUAGUUGCUUCGCGUCCUCGGAUUUCUAUUCAGUAGCCGGGUUGACACCACGCUAUCUACUCUGAGCUCGUACGCUUCGGCAUCACGUGGGAAAAAAAAUCAGAUAUUGUUGCUUCACAGCCAAGCCACCCAUGGCAUUUUGUACGCUUCUCGUCUCUCGAGACGCACUGACAUAUCGCACUUUGCCACAAAUAAACAUUCUGUGUCCUGUGUGUUGGGACAUAUUGUGUAAAUUACCUCUGUCAGAGACUGGAGGGACACACCCUCCCUCAUGUGCGCACGCGCUCACAUCUCUCCCUUCGAGGCGGCCAGAGUGAGCCAGUCACGAGACUUUCUAUAAAUGGGAUAUGUACUGUGACCGAGGCAGAAAUCCCCGGGCGGUGUCUGCAGUUUAUUGCUGAUCUUGACGACGCUCGCACCUGGGUCCGAUCCUCUGUGAAGUCUUUCGGCGUUGAGUGCUCUUCUUGCGCACCGGAUACCGCGGCGGCGGCACCCUUUGGAAAGAGAUGGAAUCUGGGCAAAAUCCUUUUUUUUCCCCGCCGUGCUUCAAUUUGUCUCAUCUCGGGUUGCGGGAUUACCAAUCCGUCCGGGAGGGAGGGACUCCCACUUGUGAUGAGGAGUCGUCGCGCUUCAAUCUGUCCUAUCUCGGUUGCGGGCUACCGGUUCGUUCAAGAAGGGAGAAACCCUCCAUUUAUGACGAAUGGCCAGCGGAACGCCCACAAGCCUCCCGUGUGAGACAGCGACCUCGAUCACGCACCGACUCCAAUAUCGUACUCGACUUCAGGGGUGCGUAGCUCCUGUCAACCCGUGCUUCCAUGUUUGGAUUAUGCGAAUUUGACCAAGUUCAGCUGCACGUGUCGGAGGUGGUUCGACGGCGCCGAUUAGAAAACAAGGUCGCUCAUUCUUGGGGAUUUUUCAGAUGAGAAGGUAACGUUGGCAGUUUUAAAAAGGAAGAGAGAAGAAACCGCGGGGCUCGCGCAUCGAAGCCUCUCGUCUAGACAGACCCUUCCUCUGAAGUCAGUCCCCGUGCUCACCGCGUUUUCCCAAAACCGCCUCGCCGCAGCUCGCCCUGCCAGAGCAAGUGAACCCGUACAAGUGCUGCUGACGUGUGUAUGGAGGGGGCGUAUGGCGUAUGUAUGCUACGCGGCUCGAGGGGAGGAGGGCGUGGGCAAGACGGUGUGGAGGACCUCAGGUUCAUCUCUUGGCGCGCGUAGAGUAUGACGUGAAUGGCCCGAGUGGCCUCGCUUCACUGGCCUGAAAAAAAGUUGCCUUGUCAGGCGAAGGGCUCUCGUAGCCUCGGAGAUCCCUCCCUCUCCAACGUGUGCGCGUCUCUCUCGCGGUCCCCGAGAGCCCGAAGACUCCUCGCAGAAGGGUGGCGACAUGAAGUGUGAAAGGUGCACCCUUCGGUUCCGCGCGCGAAGCACCUCCUGUCCGCGAAGAUGCGCUCUUCCGGCAACCCACGGAGUCCGUCCCGUUCGCGUCCGGUAUUUUUCUCCUGGUCCAGGGGGGGAUGCGUCUGCUCGCCUCGUUCCCGAGAGCUGUACUUCUUUUUUUUUUUUUAGCUUAUUAUACACAAAAGAGACCUUGCAUGUGUCAUGCCCCCUUACUCGCGCUCCAGGCGGCGGACCUCCCUCGAGAACGGGGAGAUGGAAGGCACGGCUGUCCUGAGCGCAUCGUACGACGUGCGGGUGCGUGGGUCCUCGGUGAAUUCGACAGUCGUCCCUUGACAGCGCCGGAUAAAAUGGUUUCAGACAGCCUGCUUUUUUGUCCCGCGUUAUAGACAUUACGGAUGUGCCACGCUUCCCUGUCUUGCCUUUCGCUCCGCGGCGCUGGCGUGUGGGUUCCGCCUCGGCCGGAAACCCGCGCGCCUUCUCACUCUUUCGACGGGGGAGCGACGGCCGCCCGUAUCACGUGGCUUUCUUCCGCCGCCUCCUCUGAGCGCUCGAGCUCGCCGGAGCGUCGCUGGACCCGUAUACAGCAUCCGCGGGCGCUU
Molecule: messenger RNA, 3426 nt
Organism: Schistocerca gregaria
Lineage: Eukaryota; Metazoa; Arthropoda; Insecta; Orthoptera; Acrididae
Exons: 5
Coding region: 52-1437 (461 amino acids)
Biological process (GO): plasma membrane organization
Source: RefSeq, a predicted model, not a curated record